Molecule: messenger RNA, 3294 nt
Organism: Ostreococcus tauri
Lineage: Eukaryota; Viridiplantae; Chlorophyta; Mamiellophyceae; Mamiellales; Bathycoccaceae
Product: STAG
Exons: 1
Coding region: 1-3294 (1097 amino acids)
Biological process (GO): sister chromatid cohesion
Cellular component (GO): chromatin; nucleus; cohesin complex
Molecular function (GO): chromatin binding
Source: RefSeq, a predicted model, not a curated record
AUGCCGCCGCGGGCGCGGAAGAGCGGAGCGUCGGAACCGGUGACGAAGCGAGGAGGGAACGAGAACGCGGAUGCGAGCGCGCCGGCGAAAAAGAGCCGAAGCGGAAAGCGAAAGAAGAAGCCGGUGGUGGAGUCGGAGGCGCUGCGUAAUCGAAACGAAAACGCGGGUGCGGUGAGUGAUCGAGGCGCGGAUGAGGAGGGGGAGGAGGUGAACGGUGAUUUGUUUGACUUGUUGCGGGUCCAAGGCGCGGCGGUGCUGUUGCUCGCGAACGAGUGGCGGGCGAGGUACAACUCGAGCGAUAUCACGGCGAUCGCCGAGGUGUUCUCGCUGUUGACCAAAGCGGCGGGAUGUACGACGGGCGUGACGGCGAUGGAGGUGCAGCGAAGCGACUGCGUGACCAUCAUGAAUCGCGUCAUGGAGGACAUGGUGACAGGGAGUCUGUACGGCGAAGAUCCGCUCGCAAAGCGUUCGCAAGACUUCAAAGGGUUCCGCGAGAACUUUAUGGAGUUUACCGAUAAACUCAUCAAAGACACAGCAGAAGGAGAAGAGCUGUUCGACGGUCGGCUGUACGCGUCCGUGGCGGAGAUCGUGACCACGUGCGCGCAGUGCAAGGCGCGCCCCAUGCGCGCGGCGGCGACAAUGAUGGGCUUGCAAAUCAUCACGAGCUUGAUUUCAGUGGUGAACAGCUUGCAAAGCACCCGCGAUUUGAAGCAAAACCAGCUGGAUAAUGAAACGAAGAAGAAGAAUGGGGUCGAUGCUGAAAUUGUGAAGAGUUUGAAACGUUCGAUUGAAAGCGCUCAGGAGCAAAUCGAGCUGGUGGAGAACUACAUCAACGACAUGUUCACCAAGGUGUUCACGCACCGAUUCCGCGACACGGACGAGCAUAUUCGCGCUAUGUGCAUAGCGUCGCUUGGUAAAUGGAUGUAUAAGCACCAGCUCGUGUUUCUUACCGACUUUUACUUGAAGUAUCUCGGUUGGAGCCUGAAUGACAAGAUGCCCGUCGUUCGUUUGGAAGUUUUGAGCGCCCUCAGAACCUUGGCUUCGAGUCAGUCUCACUUGGCCAUGAUGGACAGUUUCUUCGCUCGCUUUAGAGAUCGCAUCGCGGAGAUGUUGCGUGAUAUCGAUCACCAAGUUGUCGUGGAGGCCAUUCGCCUCUCCGCCGUGCUGCACGAACAUAUCGAGCUGGCACCAGGGCACAUGAAGUUUGUCACCACCCUCAUAAUGGACAGGCAUCCGUCUAUUCGUACCGCCGCGGCUCGGGCGACGAAAACGAUCAUGCCCGUGCUUAGCGAGACGUAUCGCAAGGAGCGCGAGCUUUCGUCCGAUCAUUAUGAUGCGGCUGAACAGGAGCUUCACGGGAUCGCGCAACUCCUGAUCGACAUCGGCGAUGAAAAUGGUGGCUACGGCAAGAUUAUCGAUGGUUUGUUCGGGGUGUACGGCGUGCUGUCCGAACCUGGAACCCUAGUUACGAUUCUGAAGGAUACGGACAUGGAAACGGCCGACGCUGUCAUUAUUGCGAAUAUUUUGGUGUUGGCGAUGCGCAAGUCAAUGGGCGAAGAUGUGUCUAAACCGUUCAGUAAGACGGCCAUCAAAAUCAGCGCCAAGGCUAGGAACGCGAUCGAUGCAGCGCACGAGAAGAUCACAAACGAAAUCGGCCCGAUCAUCUCAGAGGCAAUGGCGAAAUAUCAGGCGGAGUCCGGAGUGAUUGGUCCGCUCGUCGAAGUGGUGCACUUCAUCAAGCUUGAGCGCUUCGCUUUGAAUCAUGAAGAAGAACAGUUCACGGCCCUUGCGGAGCAAAUUAAGGACAUUUUCUUCAAGCACAGCGAUAAACGCGUGUUGGAGGCGUGUAGUGAGGCUUUCAACUACUUCUGCAAUGAAGGCUUCGAGGCGACUGCUCCGUUUGCGCAACCAAUUUUGGACAGCACGAUUCACGAUUUGGCUUCUCGAGUUUCAAAGGUGUUGAAGCACGUUCGUGGAUUAAUGACGAAGGGCGACAAAAACCUUGUGAAUGAGGACGAGGGGUACGCGUUCGAGCUCCGCAUGAACUUGAACCGCGUCCGCGCUUUGAUCUCGAAGUGUAACAUUUCGAGCGGGGUGCACGUAGUGAACGAAUUGUCGCAGUUCAUCUCGGAGGUGGCUCGCUCGCCGAUGCCAGCCGGAGAGGAGUCCGUCGCGAUGGCGUGCUCUUCGGUGUCGUUUUUCCUCAUUUGGCAAGCUCUCGAGCUUAUGGAUAGCGAAACUACGACGGCAACGCGAGUGAACGAACAUCUUGCCGAGCGAGACGCCUUUGUCUCCAACAUCAUGCACAUCUUGCGCCGCUCCACCGACAUGUAUCCUGAUUCAGACAACCUCAGACGGUCCUUGAUUGCGUCCAUUUGCGAUAUGGUUCUGUACUACUACAACGCGAGCACGCUCCCGGCUGCUCAUCCCGCGCGAAGCUUACAGUUACGCCUUAGUACUGACGACAGCGCGGAGGUUUGGCAGCACACGUCUGCGCUCAUCACUCCCGAUGACGCGCAAAAAGAUGCCGAUUUGGACUCGGCGCGUUUGGCAUACCGCAUCUCCAUGCACGAAGAGAAAAUCGCCGCAAACGGCGCUAUCGGCGCAGACUUCUUGUCCAACUUCAAGAUCACCGGACCUUGGGUCGAUGCUGCGAUUCGUACGUACUGCAACGACUUGCGACGAACUGGCCCCCAAGUGCUCGUGCGCGCCAUUCUCACGGCUCUGCAGAGUGCGUAUCACGAAGUGCUCCGAGCAGAUCUUGGGAACAGGCAACUUCUUCUCGACGCUUUCGAGGAUCUGGCGAAACGGCUGAGCGACAUAUUUGCGCUGUCUUCGCGACGUGAUCGAUUCGUAAUUCGCAUUCUGUUUGAAGAAGCUGUGGGCUCCAUCCUUGUGCCCGAGCCCGUGUACGAUCAGUUUUCUUUCCUGGCGCGUGGAUUAGUACCCUUCCUUCCGAAGCUCUCGGCGGUGGAUGGUAAGGCUUUGACGGUCGUCGUUGACAAUGCCUUGACGAAAGUGGAUAGCGAAGACGCGCGAUCCACUCCUUUGAUCGAGUUCUCUGACAAGUUGGCCGCGCGCUCCAAGGGCGCGUCGAUGGAACGUCAGCGAAAGCGUGCUCCGUCCGAUCCAGUGGAUAUUCGAUCGCCGUUCAAGGUGUCGAAGACCGUGGAUCCAGUAGAGCAGGAAGACGAUAUCGAAGAUGCUGACGAGGGCGAAGCCACGGCGAAUGAGCACACUUUGAAUGAUGGUCCGGUGGAGGAGAAACCGACUCGCAGCUCUCGACGUCGGUGA